Drosophila virilis is the source of this 664-nucleotide messenger RNA. RefSeq names its product shematrin-like protein 1. NCBI's taxonomy places the organism in Eukaryota, Metazoa, Arthropoda, Insecta, Diptera, Drosophilidae. The record is from RefSeq and is a predicted model, not a curated record.
UGUCCGCACGAUAUAUUUAAUUUAAUAACAGUUCAGCUUGUUUUCAAGCGUAUAAAACGCGCACUCGAUGCCAAGAUGAACAACAGUCAUUCGGCAGCCUUGUCCCAGUGCAUAACUCUUCUAGGAAUUGUAUUUGUCUAACAACGUAGGACUUUAAGACUUCAAAUCCUUAAAAUGCCCUCCAUUACGGCCAUCGUUCUGAUUGCUUCCCUGGCACUGUGCGCCGCUGAUGUCUCCCAUUUGUCCCUCUCGCGGAACUAUUUGCCCCCGCUGAGCGGCGCUGGCGGCUACUCAACGUACUCCUCGUAUCCCUCGUAUCCCACGCAUUCCACGUAUCCCUCGUAUACGGGCAGCGCCUACUCCAGCGUCGGCUACUACUCGGGCUCCGGCCUCGGCUCCAGCUACAGUGCCCCGCUGGUCAACUCCGGCUACAACAGCUAUGCCUCGGUGCCGCAGUACAACAGCUAUGCCACGCCCUCGCGCGCCUAUCUGCCAGCUCUGACCAGCUACGCCGGCACGGGCUACAGCGGCCUGGACACCAAAUAUGGCUCCAACGGGGGUUACAUCUAUUAGGAGGACCAGUUGGCAUGUGCCUGGAACAAGAUCCACUAAAACAACUGCUCACAAAACAGACAAUACUUUUUUUUUUUUUGCAAUAUCUAUA